Messenger RNA from Monodelphis domestica (gray short-tailed opossum), 1095 nucleotides. The record is from RefSeq and is a predicted model, not a curated record. Lineage: Eukaryota; Metazoa; Chordata; Mammalia; Didelphimorphia; Didelphidae.
AUGGCCCUGAACGACACGGGAAGACCCUGGGCGGCGGCCGGGUUCCAGGGCCACCAGGGCCACCGUCUGUUGGCCGUGGCUUACGGCGUGGUCUUUGCGGUGGGCCUGGCCGAGAACGUGGUGGCGGGGAGCCUCCUGCUCUCCAGGCUCCGUCGCUCCAGCCCCUCCUCCGUGCUGCUGCUGAGCAUGACGGUGGGCAGCGCCACCUUCGCGUGCGCCCUGCCCCUCAGGAUCCAUUACCACCUGUGUGGGGGCGACUGGCGCUUCGGGGAGCCGGCCUGCCGGCUGAGCGCCGGCCUCUACUGGGCCUUCCCCCUGCUGAGCACGGCCUCCUUCUUCGGCCUCUGCCUGGACUGCCACCUGGCCCUGGCGCACCCCUUCUUCCGCCUCCGGCUCCGCCGGGCCCACUGGGCCGCAGGCAGCGCGCUGCUCUGGGCGCUGGCCGGCCCCCUGGCCCCGCGAGCCCCCUGCAGCUGGACUAGCGCCAACAACCGCACGUCCUGCUUUGAGAACUCUGUGGAGGACGCGGGGUCUGGGGCUCCCGGCUCCUACGCCCUAGUGGUGGGCCUCCUGGCGCCUUGUGCCAUCGUCCUGGGGGGCUUCCCGCUGCUGGCCUGGCGCAUGGCCUCGGGCCGCAGGACGCGGCGCCGCCACCAGAGGGCGCUCAGGACCCUCUGCUUCAGCGUGCUGGUGUGUGCCUUCUGCUUCCUGCCCUACACCCUGGCCCGCCUGCUGCCCGGCUUCACCCGCCCCACCCCCCUCCUCGGCCACCUGCGCCCGGUGCUGCUGCUGCUGGUCAGCCUGGGCUCCUGCCUCAGCCCCGUCCUCUGCCUCCCCUGGCGGCCCCGGGCCGGCUGCGGGUUCUGGGCUCGCCUCUGCUCCUUCAGACCCAAGAUAUACACCAUCUACGACGGCAAGCUGGCAGAGCUCCCCCGCCCCCCGCUGGGCUCCGGCCAGCUGGGCAACUACGGAGAGACCCAGGCGGGAGAGGCAGGCCCUGGGGCCGGCCGUGCGGUGUGUCCCCAGGAGCCCCCGGGGCCGGUCACCUACAGGGAGCUCCGCACAGAUGAAAGCCUCCCUCCCGAGGGCCACUGA